AUGCAUGGCUAUGAAGAAGACCUUGAUGAGGAAGCUGGGUAUGACGACUAUUACAGUGAUGAUAAUGGAUUGAAUGAGUACGAGGAUGAAUAUGAGGAGGAAGAAGAACAAGAAGUUCCUCCAAAGGAAGAGUUGGAGUAUCUUGAGUUGCGCCAAAAGAUUAAAGAGUCUAUCAGGAAGAAGUUGGGCAAAGGAAGUGUUAAUGCUCAAUCUUCACAAGACAGAAGGAUGAAAAAACUUCCUUAUAACGACUUCGGUUCUUUUUUUGGACCUUCACGGCCUGUUAUAUCCUCGAGGGUUAUACAAGAAAGCAAGUCCUUGCUAGAAAACGAGAUUAAAAACUCUAACCAACCUAAGAAAAGACCUGCUCCAACGAACAGUUCAGGUGAUAGGAAUGCUUCCCAGGAGAAGCGUCCUAAAGUUGUGAGUGCCGUGAAAAGGAAAGUUGAGACUCUUAAGGAUACAAGAGACUAUUCCUUCUUGUUUUCCGAUGAUGCGGAGCUUCCUGUUCCGAAGCGGGAACCGCUGUCUCGAAAUGGCUCUUUUCCUAACUCCGAGUCUCGAUCUGCUCAAUUGUCAGCGAGGCCUAAACAAUCAUCAGGUAUCAAUGGUAGAUCUAUUCACGGUCCCCCUCGUGAGGAGAAGAGACCCGUUGUUUCAGCAAAUGGGCAGUCAAGACCAUCUUCAUCAGGCAGUCAAAUGAAUCAUUCAAGACCGUCUUCCUCUGGCAGACAAAUGCAAAAUUCAAGACCGGCUGCUUCCUCUGGAAGCCAAAUGCAGUCGAGACCUGUCUCAGGGAGACCGGCAGGCAGCAGCCAGAUGCAGAAUUCAAGACCAGCUUCCUCUGGUAGCCAAAUGCAGCAAAGGGCUGCAUCCUCGGGCAGCCAAAGACCUGGUUCCUCAACGAACCGUCAAGCGCCAACAAGACCACCAGGUUCCUCGAUGAAUGGCCAAUCAGCUAACCGGAAUGGUCAGCCAAGUUCCAGAACAGACCCCCAAAGAUCAGCUCCUGCCAAACUGCCGAUGGAUCAUAGGAGGCAGAUGAGCAGCAGCGGCCAUGGAGUCGGUCCUACUCGGUCGGUGUCCACUUCUAAGCCUUUACCCUCGAAGUCGUCAUUGGAUAGAAAACCCUCUAUCUCGGCGGGAAAGAGUUCUAUUCAAAGUACUCAGAGACCGUCCUCAAGACCUAUGUCAUCUGAUCCUAGGCAACGGCUUGCAGAACAACAAAGAAAGGUCUCCCGUGACCCUACCACAUCCCGAAUGAUCCCAAAACAAUCAGCGCCUACCUCUAAACACCAGAUGAUGAGUAAACCGGCGCCCAAGAGACCUGCACAACGUGAUAUAGAUGAUCGGAGACCACUGAAGAAGAAGAAGCCUGCAGUAAUGUCAGAGGAUGCUAAGGCAUUGAGUAUGAUUAGACAAAUGUUCAAUACUGAUCGUUAUGCUGGACGUGACGAUGAUGACCGAGGCAUGGAAGCGGGCUUUGAAGAUAUCAUGAAGGAAGAGAGACGAAGUGCGAGAAUUGCAAGGGAGGAAGAUGAAAAGGAAGCUAGGCUGAUCGCAGAAGAAGAAGAGCGAGAGAGACAGAGAAAGUUGCGGAAGAUGAGGCGUUAA
Eruca vesicaria subsp. sativa (arugula) is the source of this 1614-nucleotide messenger RNA. The record is from the annotation of a GenBank genome assembly. NCBI's taxonomy places the organism in Eukaryota, Viridiplantae, Streptophyta, Magnoliopsida, Brassicales, Brassicaceae.